GCAUCUACGUCCUGUACGAUGGCCUGGUUCUUGUCCCUGCCCGCGGCGAGACGCCCCGAUCCACCUUCAAGCUUCUGUUGGCAGUGAGCCACAUCAUCACGUCUGUGGUUCCUCCAGAGUUCCCCAUCAUGCUUUCACUGGCUGUGAAUCUUAGCCUUGUGGCACUCAUCUCCAAGCGGAUCUUCUGCACAGAGCCGUUCAGGGUGCCUUUGGCUGGGCAGAUUCAGACUUGCUGCUUCGACAAGACGGGGACGUUGACCAGCGACUCCAUGGAGGUGGGUGGAGUGCAUGGCCUGGAGUAUCCUGCUCCACCACUGGCAGAGGCAGUGGAUGAGAAGGAGGUGUAG
Molecule: messenger RNA, 347 nt
Organism: Symbiodinium pilosum
Lineage: Eukaryota; Dinophyceae; Suessiales; Symbiodiniaceae
Source: the annotation of a GenBank genome assembly